CGGCUGGGGCGCCGGCUGGAAGGAAAGGCCGGCAGAGACCCGGGCCGGCCGUCAUGGCCUCGGCCCCAAGCCCACCCCGGGUGCCCAAGCCCAAGGGCAUCCAGCCUUCACACUAUUAUGAGAGCUUUCUAGAGAAAAAGGGACCCUGUGACCAGGGUUACAAGAAGUUCUGGGCAGGUCUCCAGGGCCUCACCAUCUCUUUCUACAGUAGCAAUCGGGACUUCCAGCCCCUGGAGAAGCUGGACUUGAGAACCUUUGUGAAACUCACAGAUGAAGCUCCCAGGGCAGGCUCACGUGACCCUGGCAUCCACUUCGGCCUGGUCCUCCGGGAUCAGGAGAUCAAGUUCAAGGUGGAGAGCCUGGAGUCUCGUGAGAUGUGGAAAGGCUUCAUCCUGACGGUGGUAGAGCUCCGCAUCCCAUCCAAGCUGACCCUGCUGCCAGGACACCUGUAUAUGAUGGCCGAGGUCCUCGCCAAAGAGGAGGCGCGCCGCUCCCUGGAGAYGCCGUUGUGCUUUCUGAAGGUGAGCCGGCUGGAGGCCCAGCUGCUCCUGGAGCGCUACCCCGAGUGCGGGAACCUGCUGCUGCGGCCCAGCGGGGAUGGCAAGGACGGCGUGUCUGUCACCACGCGACAAACGCUCAACGGGGCGCCGGUGGUCCGGCACUACAAGGUGAAACGCGAGGGCGCUAAGUACGUGAUCGACGUGGAGGAUCCGUUCUCCUGCUCCUCGCUGGACGCAGUGGUCAGCUAUUUCGUGUCGCACACCAAUAAGGCGUUGGUGCCAUUCCUGCUGGAGGAGGACUACGAGAAGGUGUUAGGCUACGUGGACGCGGAUAAAGAGAACGGGGAGAGUGUAUGGACGGUGCCCUCUGCCCCUGACUCGGAGCCAGGUCCUGCACCCCCUGCAGGUGGCUCCAAGUCACUGCCUCCUGUGGCAUCCAGCCAGGACAAACUGCCCCCACUACCUCCCCUGCCCCCGCUACCGAGCCAGGAUGACAACUACGUGACCCCCAUUGCAGAUGCCCCAGCUGCGGACUACGUGAAUCAGGAUGUGUCUUCCUCUGGUUGUCCGGUUGUCCCAAAGCCCAAGAAGUUAGCAAAGGCUCCAGCAAAGCCUCCAAAGCCACCCACUGUGCCCAAGCCAGUGCCCAAAGGCAACAACAGGCCGCUGGCCAGGAAGUUGGUGGGUGGCUCACCCCAGGCUGCCUUCCUUGCAACAAGACCACCCCCCCUAGGGCUGGGGGACGUGACAGCCGAGCUGCAGGAAAAGCUGCAGAAGAGGCGGGCCCUGGAGCAGUGAGCCGCGCCGCGGGACAGGAGGGCUUGGCCCCAGCUCAGCACACCAUCUGCUC
This is a messenger RNA of Urocitellus parryii (Arctic ground squirrel), 1350 nucleotides long. RefSeq names its product signal transducing adaptor family member 2 (gene Stap2). The record is from RefSeq and is a predicted model, not a curated record. Gene Ontology annotation, molecular function: signaling adaptor activity. Lineage: Eukaryota; Metazoa; Chordata; Mammalia; Rodentia; Sciuridae.